AUCUUGUGGAAGGGGAGAGCUUGCGCGCGCGCCCUACCCCCCCUACGGUGUCCUUCAAAUGGCAUCGCCCACCGUGGAUCCUCCGCGAGGCGGUGGCGGGACAGACCAAAUGCAAUCUUUCGAGAGGGGUGAGCCUGUUUAAUGGGUAGGUAGGCUUUGUGCAAGGGCGGGUGAGGUAUUUAACGUUAGAUACUGAGGUGGUAUUAGCAUUAUUAGCUUGACUGCCUAUUCUUUUCUUUUCCCUCGGCAGGAAGGUGGGGGAGGGGGGACACACACACACGACUUCUGCAGUUGGUAUGGAGCAGGCUGAAGUUCCACCGGGAGAGUUUCCCCCCAGCCUUGCAUUCACUACCCAGAGGACACGAAGUGGCACAGAAGCGAAGAUGUAACCUGCUGUUGGAAGCCCUCUUCCAUCUUAAUCAGGAUCUCUGUUGGGGCCUUCUGCGUGCAUUCCCACUGAGCUGCUGUCCUUUCUGCAUGGCGCUUUAAAAAUGCAAUAAGAGAGGUAAAGUGAUUAAAGGAAGCGAUCAAAACCACCUAUGUGUGCAUGUGAUGGUGGUCUCAAUAUCUUUAUUCCUUGCAUCAUUCCAGUGUGGUGGUUGUAUAAACUAACAGCACUGAAUUUUGAAUUGCAUUUUGUUAUGUUUCUGUAUACGCUGGAAGCCACCCAGAGUGGCUGGGGCGACCCGGUCACAUGGGCAGGGUACAAAUAAUAAAAUUAUUACUAUUAUGGUGAUAUAAUCUACCAGUACUGUGGUGGGUAAUUAGUCUUGAGCAUCUGUUUUAGCACUUGUUUUCCUCUACCUUACUCCAGAGGCUCUCUAACCAGUAGAGUGCUUUGGCAUUGCCUGAGGAUAUAUUGAAGUCAUGCUCAUAUCCCUCCCCAGUAGGAUGCUUGCUUCCCAUUGGGGUCUACAAUUUGAGCAAACAUUCAUCUGAUGGUAGGUACUUACAAGAGGCGUGAGGCGGCACAUGUACAGAAUGCAUACAGUGGUACCUCGUUUUACGAACUUAAUCCGUUCCGGAGGUCCGUUCUUACACCGAAGCCGUUCUUAAACUGAGGCGCGCUUUCCCUAAUGAGUCCACCAGCCACCAUUGCCCUUCCACUGUUCGUUGACCGAGGUAAAGUUCGCUAACCGGAACAAUACUUCUGCUUUUGCGGAGUUCGUAACCCGAAUAGUCAGUUAACAGGACUGUUCGUAGACCGAGGUACCGCUGUAUUGGCAAAUUACGGCGGUGGAUUGCAGCUUUACAGCAUACCCAAACUCUCUGUGAGCAAAAUCGGGGGAAGGGGCAUGAGAUCUGGGGCUUAGCACAAAAGUACUUGUUAAUAAUUAUCCCACAUCUUUGCAGUUGGUGGUGGUGGUAAUGGCGGCCAUGUUGGCUGGCUGCCUUUGAGAGUGUGGCGGGUUUAAAAGUUGAUUGAUUUAUUUAAUGCAGCUUUGUAAGGAAGCCCAUGAUAGCUGAUUAGCUUAAAGCAGGCAUAGGCAAACUCGGCCCUCCAUAUGUUUUUGGGACUACAACUCCCAUCAUCCCUGACCACUGGUCCUGUUAGCUAGGGAUCAUGGGAAUUGUAGUCCCAAAACAUGGAGGGCCGAGUUUGCCCAUGCCUGGCUUAAAGGCUAGCAGAACAAUCUGCAAAGAGGCUACUGUUGUGUGUUUUCAUACUGGCUGCAGAGGAAGGUGACAUCCAGUUAAGUCAUACUUGGAUAAGAAUAACCAUUUAAAUAAAUGUGCUUAAAUGGGUCUACUCUGAGCAUGAGUUACAUCGUAUAAUGCAAGUGUCCCUGCCCAAUCUGGUAGAGAUGAUAUAAUAGUGAAAAAGAGAAGAGGAGACCAGACUAGCAGGAAAAUUCAGACACUAAUUCUUCAUAGAGUAUUCCCCAGUAUCACCCGUAUUGGCAGGGAAUGCCCUGAUGGUGCUGCUGCCACUGGAUGUUGCCCAGCUGGUGUUGACCUAUGUCAGGGCCUUUUUGGUGGUGGUUUCCCAUUUGUGGAAUGCCCUCCUUGGUGAAACGCAUUUGUAUCCCUCACUAUUCACUUUCACAAGGAAUUUAAAGAUAUUCUUGUUUACCCAGGCACUCGAUGACUGAAAUAUACUGUUCCUGGCAACCAUGAAAAUGAUUAGUUUCAAGAGUAUGUGAUUGUUUUUAGACAAAUUUUUAAUUUUACUUUUAGUUGAAUUGUUUUAUCACUUUUCUGUGUCCUGCUGCCCUAGGUCCCUUGGGAGGUAAAUUUAAUAAAUGAAUACAUAAAGUUAUAUAUGUUUAUUUUAUUUAUUAAAUAUCUAUUCUGCCCUUCAUUUGAGGAUCAAACGGCAGUUUACAAUAACCCCCCCACAAAAAUACAUACUGUAGUAACAAAAAGAAACAAUACCCCACAGUUUAAAAGGCCAUAGAUUUAUUUUUAUAUGGAGACAAAAAAGUGAUAUUUUGAUUUUCUAUUCAUAUAUAGUUAAUACUCCUCUAUUGUUUUUUAAUUAUUAUUUCUUUAGGCACUUUGAUCACAGCUGCGGUAUCCAUGCUGAAGAGAGAUUGUGGCUCAGCAUCAUGUUCAGCCAUAGCAACCCUAUUCGUAUGAGUGGACUCAUUCUGCAGUUAAGCCAAGUUUCCAACACACCUGCUAGAAAUGGAACUUCCUGGAGGCGUCUAAACUCUGAAGUUUGUGAAAGGAACUGUUCUUGUAAUUAGUGCUGUUCAAGCCAAGCAGCUGUGAAUAAUUUGUAUGCAUCUAAGGCAUUACCUAUAGGGAUUGUGUCUAAACCACAGAGCCUAGGGCUUGCCGAUCAGAAGGUCGGUGGUUCGAAUCCCCGCGACGGGGUGAGCUCCUGUUGUUCGGUCCCAGCUCCUGCCCACCUAGCAGUUUGAAAGCACAUCAAGUGCAAGUAGAUAAAUAGGCAUUGCUCCGGUGGGAAGGUAAAUGGCGUUUCCGUGCGCUGCUCUGGUUUGCCAGAAGUGGCUUAGUCAUGUUGGCCACAUAAUCCGGAAGCUGUCUGCGGACAAACGCCAGCUCCCUCGGCCAGUAAAGCAAGAUGAGCGCCGCAACCCCAGAGUUGCCCGCGACUGGACCUAAUGGUCAGGGAUACCUUUACCUUUAAGGCAUUACCUAUUAAUGUUCCUAUUUUACAUUCAUCCACACUUUAUUAGAUAUUUUUAUAUAGAUACAUAUAUAAUUUCUGAACUUUGAAGUCUGAGAUUGUACUUUUUAAUUUUUUUAAUGCUGUGUCUGAUGUAAUAAAGUAGAUCAUUAUUUGUUAAUUGAAUACAGUAAUAAAAAGUUUGAUAGUUAUUCAUAUUGAAUAUUAUAUUAAUAUAUUAUUAAAUAAAGCAUACCUUUGCAC
This is a messenger RNA of Podarcis lilfordi (Lilford's wall lizard), 3340 nucleotides long. NCBI's taxonomy places the organism in Eukaryota, Metazoa, Chordata, Lepidosauria, Squamata, Lacertidae. The record is from the annotation of a GenBank genome assembly.